Molecule: messenger RNA, 2126 nt
Organism: Prunus persica (peach)
Lineage: Eukaryota; Viridiplantae; Streptophyta; Magnoliopsida; Rosales; Rosaceae
Product: ethylene-responsive transcription factor TINY
Exons: 1
Coding region: 691-1542 (283 amino acids)
Biological process (GO): regulation of DNA-templated transcription
Molecular function (GO): DNA binding; DNA-binding transcription factor activity
Source: RefSeq, a predicted model, not a curated record
CAAUUCGAACCUAAAUGAUGAUUUUAUCGCUUCUUGAACAAUCAAUUAUAUCAAUAAAUAAAAUCUAAAUUAAAGAAAAUUGAGUAUAAGUGAAAUUUUUUCGAUCGAGAUUCAAUACGAGAAGUGAAUUAUAAAAUAGAUGGUCAUGGAGAUUUAAUGACAAAGGUGGGUUAAAAGGGGAAAGGUAUACCAACCUUAGCGUUGUGGGUUUUUUUUUUUUUUUAAAUUAAAUUUAUUUAUAUUAUCAAGUUUUGUGAGGUUUUAGCUUAAACAAAGAACCCCCACGUUUUCCCUCUCUCUCCUUUGAUGAUGCUCUCUCUGUCUCUCUCCUCUCCUUCCUCUACUAAAACCCCUCUCCUCACUUGCUCUUCUUUCUCAACUCAAUUCAUUUCCCAUUCUUCUCAUUUUCUCAUUUUCUCAUUUUCCCACUCUCACACGAAAUAAACACGCACACUCUCCAACUCUCUUUUUAUUCUUUGAUUCUCUCCUUCUCCAACAAACAGACUCAGCCAUAUGCUACUCUGCUCUCACACUGUCUCAUACUCACAAAAGCCUGCUCCUUUUUCAAGCUUCAAACGCAUUCUCUUCUAUUUUCAGUAACAGAGAGAAACCAAAGCUAGAAUCUUUUUCCUUUGGGUUGUUUUUAGGCUCAAAACAACACCAAGGCCCCCUCCUCUGAACUCAACAACAAUGGCUGACCCGACUAACUCGGAGACCGAGUCAAGCUUCAACUCACCCUCUUCGCCUUCCCCAUCCUCAUCUGGGUUUUCGCAGUCCUUGCCAAACUCGGCCCAAAACCCAUUACCCGGAAGCUCUGACUCGCCCGACCCGGAUCAGAAACGGGUCAAGCGAGCUCGAGAAACCAGCAGCAAGCACCCGGUUUACAGAGGGGUCCGAAUGCGGACCUGGGGCAAAUGGGUAUCCGAAAUCCGCGAGCCCAGGAAGAAGAAUCGGAUCUGGCUCGGCACCUUCUCGACCCCGGAGAUGGCCGCACGUGCCCACGACGUGGCGGCUUUGUGCAUCAAAGGCAACUCGGCGAUCCUCAACUUCCCCGGACUCGCCGGGUCGCUGCCCCGACCCGAAUCGAACUCUCCCCGAGACAUCCAAACCGCCGCUGCCAAAGCCGCUUCCAUGGAGAUCACGCUAAACGCACCUCCCCCACCGUCACAGUCAUCAUCACCGGCAUUGUCACAGUCGUCGUCGUCGUCAUUAUCAUCGUCAUCAUCGUCAUCCUCAUUGGUGGGUCCCACAACAAGUAGUACAACAAGCGGGGACGCGGGAACGCCAGAGGAGCUGAGUGAGAUAGUGGAGCUGCCGAGUCUGGGGACGAGUUACGAGUCGGCCGAGUCAGGGAACGAGUUCGUGUUUGUGGACUCGGUGGAGGGGUGGCUGUACCCUCCACCGUGGUGGCACAACAGUUAUUUUGAGGAGGAGUAUGGGUAUAAUAGUAUUAUCAAUAAUAUUAGGGAUGAUCAAAUGUUAAUGCCUGAGCCACCAGCAGCUGCAGAGUGCUUUGCUGAUGCCUUAUUGUGGCAACAUUAAUAUCAACUCAACUGUUGCUUGCCUCUUCUUGGCUCUCUCUCUCUCUCUCUCUCUCUCUUCUUCAUCCUGUGUGCUUUGCUUCUCUCUCAUUUUAAUUUUUUUUAUUUUAUAUUUAUUUUUCUAAGGGCUAUAUACUUUUUCUUGAUCCUUUUAGGCCAUCGGUGGUUGCAGUGAUUAGUUUUGGGGUAGUAUUUUCUCCACUCCAUUGCCAAAUUGUCAAUGGUCCAUAGUCCACAGUCCUCCACAGUAUACACAGUCUACAAUCUACACACAAUCUCUCUCUCUCUCUCUCUCUCUCUCUCUCUCUCUCUCUCACAGUCACUUUCUGUCCCAAAUAUUUCUACUUUUUUGAAGAAUAAAUACAAUAAAUUGUUUUGGAGUUUAGAUUAUGACUACUUCCCCUUUGAUUGAAACCGAAGAGAAAGGGGCCUUCAGUUUCCUAGUUGUUUUUCACUGUUUCCUACAUUUCCGAGACAUUCUUGUAACUAGUAAUUUCUUAAACCAUUGAAUUUAUUGUAAGUGUUAAUUCAUGGGGAAGUGUUAUUACCUUAAAGCAUACAAAUAAUCCAUGUCUUUGAUUUUCU